Messenger RNA from Pterocles gutturalis (yellow-throated sandgrouse), 799 nucleotides. RefSeq names its product phosphorylase kinase, gamma 1 (muscle) (gene PHKG1). Gene Ontology annotation, molecular function: phosphorylase kinase activity; ATP binding; calmodulin binding. Lineage: Eukaryota; Metazoa; Chordata; Aves; Pterocliformes; Pteroclidae. Gene Ontology annotation, cellular component: phosphorylase kinase complex. The annotation marks the transcript as partial. The transcript has 7 exons. Gene Ontology annotation, biological process: protein phosphorylation; glycogen biosynthetic process. The record is from RefSeq and is a predicted model, not a curated record.
GAUGAAGAGAGGGGAGCUCUUUGACUACCUCACCGAGAAAGUCACCUUGAGCGAGAAGGAAACCAGGAAGAUCAUGCGCGCGCUGCUGGAAGUGAUCGAGUACCUCCACUCCAUCAACAUCGUCCACCGGGAUCUGAAGCCGGAGAACAUCCUUCUGGACGAUGACAUGAACAUUAAGCUGACGGACUUUGGCUUCUCCUGCCAGCUGCGCGAGAACGAGAAGUUCAAAGAGAUCUGCGGCACGCCGGGCUACCUGGCCCCCGAGAUCCUGCAGUGCUCCAUGGACGACGAGCACCAAGGCUACGGGAAGGAGGUCGAUAUGUGGAGCACCGGGGUGAUCAUGUACACCUUGCUGGCCGGCUCGCCGCCCUUCUGGCACCGCAAGCAGAUGCUGAUGCUGCGGAUGAUCAUGAACGGGGACUACAAGUUUGGUUCCCCAGAGUGGGACGACCGCUCGGACACCGUCAAGGACCUGAUUUCCCGGUUCCUGGUGGUGGACCCCCAGCAGCGGUACACGGCCGGCGAGGCGCUGGCACAUCCCUUCUUCCAGCAGUACGACGUGGAGGAGGUGCGGCACUUCAGCCCCUUCCGGAAAUUCAAGGUGAUCUGCCUGACCGUCCUGGCAUCCGUCCGCAUUUACUACCAGUACCGGCUCGUCAAGUCGGUGACCAGGGAGCUGGUGGUGCGGGCCUACCGGCACUGGGUGAAGAAGGGGGAGGCGCAGAACAGAGCCGCACUCUUCGAGAACACCUGCAAGGCCAUCCUGCUGACCCUGGCGGCCGAGGAAGGGCUGUUCUGA